Molecule: messenger RNA, 1796 nt
Organism: Rhodamnia argentea
Lineage: Eukaryota; Viridiplantae; Streptophyta; Magnoliopsida; Myrtales; Myrtaceae
Product: E3 ubiquitin-protein ligase SIS3
Exons: 10
Coding region: 407-1552 (381 amino acids)
Biological process (GO): sugar mediated signaling pathway
Molecular function (GO): ubiquitin-protein transferase activity
Source: RefSeq, a predicted model, not a curated record
AAAAGGGCUUGGGCAAAGUACUCGACACGUACGCGACACGUACGAUGAAACAUACAGCCAAAUCCUCUCUCUCUUCCGUUCAUUUCCUCGAUCGGUUUGAUUUUUGAUUUGAUCUGAUUAUCAAGACUCCGAACGCCGUCGUAGCAUCCCGCUAACUAGUUGCCGUCACCCGUCAAGAAUCGUCUCUGAUAGACGGCGUCGUCUCCAUCGUCUCCAUCGUCCACUCUGCUUCAGCUUCAGUUUCACAUCACUGCUCUACUGAUCCGGCGUUUCCCCCCUCUCUCUCUCCCCCCUCUUUGAGACUGGUCUUGUUGGGUCUUCGAUUGAAGGCGUUGCCCCAGUGCAGCGAGAAGGGUUUUGGAUUCUUGAUGCGACCCUAGGGUUCCUCAGCGGGUCAUUCCUUGCGAUGGCUAUCCGGGGCGUCGAUUUCAAGUGGUACGACGGCUUCUUCUUGUCCAUGCUCGCGACCAGUGUUAUCAUUGUUGCGAUCAACUGGAAGCGGUAUCAUCUUUGUACAUACCCAUUGCACAUAUGGAUUGUGGUUGAUUACACGACUGUAUUCGUUUUUCGCUUGUUGAUGUUUGUAGAUAAUGGACUCGCUGCUGGAAUGGGAUUGGACUUUGGUUGGCAGCAGAGAUAUGCUCGAUUUUGUGGGAGGAUAGUCGUACUAUCUGUUCUCUCACUGAUAUUAUAUCCAUUUCUUUGGGCUUGGACUAUAAUUGGCACCCUAUGGUUCACAAGUGCAAGAAAUUGUUUACCAGAAGAGGGUCAGAAAUGGGGUUUCCUUAUUUGGUUGCUUUUUAGCUAUUGUGGCCUCCUUUGCAUAGCUUGCAUGUCUGUGGGAAAGUGGUUGAGACGAAGACAAGCACACCUUGUACGAGCUCAACAAGGCAUACCCGUGUCAGAGUAUGGGGUUCUAGUUGAUAUGAUACGGGUGCCAGACUGGGCAUUUGAAGCAGCCGGUCAAGAGAUGAGGGGUAUGGGACCAGAUGCUACUACUUACCACCCUGGUCUUUACUUAACUCCUACACAGAGGGAAGCAGUUGAAGCACUCAUCCAGGAACUCCCGAAGUUCAGGCUUAAAGCUGUUCCAACCGACUGCAGUGAAUGCCCCAUCUGCUUAGAAGAGUUCCAUGUGGGGAAUGAGGUUCGUGGCCUUCCUUGUGCUCACAAUUUUCACGUGGAGUGCAUCGAUGAGUGGCUACGUCUUAACGUGAAAUGUCCUCGGUGCCGCUGCUCUGUGUUCCCGAACCUGGACCUCAGUGCUUUGUCCAACCUUCGCCCUGAAUCGGAACGAUCACCGGCCUCUAUUGUCACAACGAACCGUUACGUGCGGACCCAACAGCCUCCUAGCCAAAGCUAUCUGUUGAGAUUGCAUGGCUUUCUUUGUCCGGUUCGGUCUGAGAAUGCUGGGCUGCCCAACAGGAAUGAUGUUUUCUUGCAGAUCAGUGAGAAUGGACACGUUGCUGCAGCUACAGCUACUCAUGAGCGAGCGAAUGCCUUGGGACCGCUACCUCCUGAUAGGUCUGGGCUCAAUGGACAGUCUAUAUGAGGUGAAGAAGGGUAUGUUGAUGAUUGUUUCUUGUCUCAUAUUAGUUUUACCUUUAAUUUAUGCUAACCCUCUCCCGAGUAAAGACAGGAGACGUUCAUCCAUGUGAUCGUUGUUUGUCCAUCGCGGAUUGCCCAUCUUAUGUGAUAAGUUUACUGAUGAUGUAGGGUAUGGAUUUUGUAACAACAUUGGUUGUAACUCAUUUUCAGAUCAAUGAUAUGCAAGUAUAUGCCUUUACCAAACUGAA